Lemur catta (Ring-tailed lemur) is the source of this 1239-nucleotide messenger RNA. RefSeq lists its product as uncharacterized. The record is from RefSeq and is a predicted model, not a curated record. Bases 1 to 729 code for a protein of 242 amino acids. Lineage: Eukaryota; Metazoa; Chordata; Mammalia; Primates; Lemuridae. The transcript is spliced from 4 exons.
AUGCACCAGAAGAGAAGACCCGACACCCAGAAGGACUCGGUUCCUUCUUGCCUGCAAGCUGACAGCCGCUGUCACCACAGCCGCCGGCCCAACACGGCGCCCCUCACAGCCCGUGGUCUCCUCACAACCCCGCCCGGCCUCCCACACCCGGGCCGCCCGCGAUCGCUCCUCACCGCUCCCGCUGAGGCUGCGGCGGCGGACACUGCCUCAGGAAGCGCCCGCCCGGCUCCGCCGCCGCCACAGCCACCGGAAGCGUCACUUCCGCUCCAAAAAGCCCAUCUCUUCCGCAUUGCGCCGCGGCUGGGGGCGGAAGACCCGCCCUUCGCGGGGGAGUGGGCGGGGCAUGAUGAGGGAAGCUCCGCCCACUCUGGUCGGCCCCGCGGCGUCAGGCUACUGCCGGCUGCCCCCGCCUCCACCUGGGCAAAAUUCGCCUCCCGCGGCGUGUCCCCCGCCGGCUGCAGCCGCGGGUCCCACCGCCGGGGAUGCCGGGAGAGGGAGUAUCCGGCCUCCCUGGCCCCCUCGCGUGGGCUCUUGAGAGCAAGAGUCCAUUUCAAUUGGGGAUUACAUUUGACAGAGAAAACUAAAUGGGAGUGGAAGAGAAUGGAAUUUUUCUUAGUUGUCUGUUCAGCACUUGAAAAUAGCUGGACAAAUUUUCACCAAACUUUUAAGAAGUGUCUUUGGGAUGGGCUGACUAAAAUACAGGUUAAGUGGCAUACACAAACUUCCUAGUGAGAUCCUAAGGGCCUGCAGAGACAGACCAACACCCUCUUGACCCUUGAAACUGAGUAAUGAGGGGCCUGUGGAGGCUACAAAUAUCACCCCAAAAAGAUACUCUCAUCAUAAUUCCUGGAACCUGUGAAUGUUAAUUUAGGUGGGAAAAAGUCUUUGCAGAUGUGAUUGAGUUGAGGAUUUUGAGAUUAUUUUGGAUUAUCUAGGUGGACCCUAAAUGCAAUAUAAGUGUCCUUAUAAUAGGGAGGCAGUGGAAAAUGAGAGAGGGAGAGGGAGAAAGGAAGGGAGAGAGGGAGAGAUAAAAAGAAAAUGAGAAUGAAUGUGAAGACAGAAACAGAGAUUGCAGCAAUGUGGCCACUAGCCAAGGAAUGUCAGCAGCCACCAGAAACCGGAAGAGAUUGAAGGAUUUGGGCCUAUGGCCUUUGGAAGGAGCAUGGCCCUACUGACACCUUAAUUUCCAACUUCUGCCUCCAGAACUGUAAGAGAAUAAAUGUCUGUUGUUUUAAACCA